Messenger RNA from Asterias rubens (European starfish), 754 nucleotides. RefSeq names its product 40S ribosomal protein S16. The record is from RefSeq and is a predicted model, not a curated record. Bases 52 to 498 code for a protein of 148 amino acids. The transcript has 5 exons. Gene Ontology annotation, biological process: translation; maturation of SSU-rRNA from tricistronic rRNA transcript (SSU-rRNA, 5.8S rRNA, LSU-rRNA). Lineage: Eukaryota; Metazoa; Echinodermata; Asteroidea; Forcipulatida; Asteriidae. Gene Ontology annotation, cellular component: ribosome; cytosolic small ribosomal subunit. Gene Ontology annotation, molecular function: structural constituent of ribosome; RNA binding.
GGAAACCCGUUUCCUGACCUCUUCUAAAUUAACACACACAGAGACAGAACCAUGUCUCAGAGUGCGAAAACACCCCGUGAAUCGGUGCAAGUCUUCGGACGAAAGAAAACCGCUACGGCGGUGGCCCAUUGCAAGCGUGGAAAUGGCGUCCUCCGAGUGAACGGCAAGCCCUUGGAGAUGCUUGAGCCUAAAGUACUGAAGUACAAGCUGAUGGAGCCUGUCCUGCUUUUGGGUAAGGAGCGAUUCCAGGGAGUUGACAUCAGAGUCCGAGUCAAGGGAGGUGGACGUAUCGCACAGAUCUAUGCUAUAAGGCAGGCCGUCUCAAAGUCGUUGGUCUCAUACUACCAGAAAUACGUCGACGAAGCCUCCAAGAAGGAAAUCAAGGACAUCCUAAUCCAAUACGACAGGUCACUCCUCGUCGCCGAUCCCAGACGCUGCGAGCCCAAGAAGUUCGGAGGUCCCGGACCCCGGGCCCGUUACCAGAAAUCAUACCGUUAAGUCAACUCCAAAUUGUCUCGGCGGAUCAGCUCCAAGACUUGGAAUACUUUUGGGACUCCUCAUCAGUUACAAAGAUGUUCUUUCAAAGUCUUGAACCUUAUCCUAAGAUUUCUGUUCUUCAUCACCAUCUCUGAUUUGACCGGCCCCUUUUGCAAAAUGAUUUGCAGCGUUCUCUACACUGUUGUGACAUGGGGCCUGAUGAUGUCGUGUGUAAAGCAAGUUUAAGUAAAUAACAAUAAAGUAAGCGGGAAAGAAA